Molecule: messenger RNA, 1667 nt
Organism: Nicotiana tabacum (common tobacco)
Lineage: Eukaryota; Viridiplantae; Streptophyta; Magnoliopsida; Solanales; Solanaceae
Biological process (GO): mRNA splicing, via spliceosome
Cellular component (GO): catalytic step 2 spliceosome
Molecular function (GO): protein binding
Source: RefSeq, a predicted model, not a curated record
AAAAACUCCAUUGUCGUUACCGGCAAAGAUGACCGCUGUACAAUUGCCGAAGCAAAAGGUACACGUGCUGGAAGGGCACGCCGGAGCAGUAUUAGCGGCAAGGUUCAACAGCAAUGGUGAGUACAUCCUGAGCUGCGGCAAGGACCGUACCAUACGGCUAUGGAAUCCUCACCGUGGAAUUCACAUCAAAACUUACAAAGCUCACGGCCGUGAAGUCCGCGAUGUCCACGUCACUCAGUAAUGGAAUCAAUCUUUGAUUGGUUCAGAGAGGUGUUGGUGUUACCAAGCAAAUGUAGAAGUUGACAUGUACUUUGUACUUCCCAAUCAUUCAAGUUUCUUCUGAGAAGAGAUCCCGCCCUUGAGCAGUAGAUAACUCAGCUAUCACAGCACUAUGUAGAGAGGAUAUGCUGUGAGAAACCAGAACUUCAUUAAAGUUGCUCCGAAUGAGUGCAUGUGCUUCCAGAUUCCUACUCCAAAAGAAGCACUUGAACCUUUUGUUACCCAGGACUUUCAACUUUUCAACUAGAACCUGGGAUAAUUCAAAACUUUGUUCAUGUGGUGGCGAUCGACAAGUAUUUUAUUGGGAUGUAUCAACAGGUCGUGUAAUUCGCAAAUUUCGUGGCCAUGACAGUGAGGUGAAUGCUGUGAAGUUUAAUGAGUAUGCUUCUGUUGUAGUAUCAGCAGGAUAUGAUAAAUCAUUGCGUGUUUGGGAUUGCAGAUCUCAUAGCACUGAACCAAUCCAGAUCAUUGAUACCUUUCUAGAUAGUGUCAUGUCUAUUUGUCUCACAAAAACUGAGAUAAUUGCUGGAAGUGUUGACGGAACUGUUCGAACAUUUGACAUCAGAGUUGGUAGAGAGAUAUCUGAUAAUUUUGGGCAACCUGUCAACUGUAUCUCUCUUUCAAAUGAUGGCAACUGUAUAUUAGCAAGUUGCUUAGAUUCAACCCUUCGACUUCUGGAUAGGUCUAGUGGCGAACUAUUGCAAGAAUAUAAGGGUCAUAUUUGCAAGUCUUUUAAAACAGAUUGCUGCCUCACAAACAGUGAUGCAAAUGUGGCUGGCGGCUCGGAAGAUGGCUAUAUUUACUUCUGGGAUCUGGUCGACGCGUCAGUUGUGUCCAGCUUCCGAGCUCAUGAUUUAGUGGUAACUAGCGUAAGUUAUCACCCAAAAGAAAGCUGCAUGAUAACUUCUUCUGUAGAUAGCACAGUCCGAGUUUGGAAAGCAUGAGAUAUGGAACCAGAUCUUUUCCCGAUAACCGUACAUGAAGAAAGUUGUGUACUCGAAUCAAACCAACAGUCUAUGAAAGAAUACGACUCACAUAGUCGGACAUGAGAAGCGUGGCAAAGCUAACACCUCAAUGCAAUCUCAAAGGUGCCAAUCUGGACUUUGAACUUACAAGUUGGUGAGCUUGAUUCUUUCCAGUUCAAGUCUGUAAUUACUAUUUAUGUGGUUGUAAUGUGAUCCUUCAUGAUAUAGUUUGUUGUUUGUGAUAUAGAACUUACUGCAGAAUGUUUUUUGAACCUCUCAUUUCACCCCUUCUCUUCUCCGACAUGUGACCGGGGAGGGUGGUGGUUUGGGUAGGAUGAUGUAGCUUUUCUAUGAUUGUUAAACAUAGAAAGUGGCUCUCUGACCAAUGACAAAUAUAAAGGAAAACAAAGAUUUAUUAGACUA